UGUGUUGUGAAGCGCACGUAUCGUGUGUUUUCCCACAGUCCGUGAAUGCAGGAGGAGGGCGUGGCCAAUUUGACACAAGCAGGAAGGUGUUCAAGUGACCGGUCGCUCGCAGGUUGCAACAUUCACUCCGCAGCAGCAACAGGAAGCAGCCACAGAAACACACGGUUGAAUCGUCGCUCACCUGAACAGAGUCGGACUGCUGUGCUGAGGGAGUGCUGAGCAGAAGUCACUCGACUCGUCCCACCACCUGCAGGCCUGGGAGGGGCUGACGCAGCCGACUUGUCUAACCAUGGGGUGGCGCUCUCCUCAUCUUCCUCUCCUCCUUUUCCCUCUCCUCACCCUCCUGGUCAGAGGAGUGAUGAACUCAGGAUUCAGGAUCUGUGCCUACAACGUGCAGAAGUUCAACAUGGAUAAAGCAUCCAACCACAGAGUGUUGCACACUUUGACCCGGGUUGUGGCUCGUUGUGAUAUCACUCUCCUGCAGGAAGUGAUUGACUCUGAUGGUAAAGUCAUCAACACUUUGCUGACUUUGCUCAACAGGGGAGCUGAAAGGUAUGAAGACUACAGCUACCAGUCAGUAUCCAGCAAGGCUCUGGGAAACUCUCCCAGCGACAUGCAGCAGUACGUUUUCAUCUUCAGGACAGAGACGGCGAAUGUGACAGACCAGCAUCAGUACGAGAGGAAACAGUCCUUUGUCAGAGAGCCCUUCGCCAUUCAUGUCCAGAGCGAGAAAACCGAGAUCAAGACGUUUGUUCUGGUCGCUCUGCACACUGAGCCCAGUCAGGCUGUCCAGGAGAUCGACCGGCUCUACGACGUCUUCGAGGAAGUCAGCAACAAAUGGAACAACUCGAAUGUGAUGUUCCUGGGUGAUUUUCACGCCAGCUGUGCCUACGUGACCCGAGUGGACAAGAAAAACAUCAGACUGUUCACCGAUUCCAGAUUCUCCUGGCUGAUCGGAGACAAAGUGGACACCACCGUCUCCGACCAGACCACCUGUGCUUAUGACAGGAUUGUGGUAUAUGGACAGCCCUUCCUGAAGGCGAUCAGACCGUUCUCUGCUAAAGUCUUCAACAUCCGCAGAGAGUUCAAACUCUCAAAAUCCAAGGUGUUGGAGUUAAGUGACCACCUGCCUGUGGAGGUGAAACUGAAGGGCUCCGCCCACCUCCUUCAGGCCACGCCUCUUCCAGUCCUCCUCAGUGCCUGUGCGAUGGUCCAGUCUUUCCUGUCCACUCUGUGAUCACGUGCUCGAGUCCGUCAGCCUGAAAUGCAUUCAUUCCAUCUGCUCUGCAGACUCAAAUCACGGAUCCAAAAUCCAAAGCUGUCAAUGAAUGAUCACCCAGCAGUAUACACAGGAGAAAGAAGGACCAAAGUGGCCCUGCCUUUACCAGCAUAAGUCAUGAUUACAUAAUCAUGUUUGAACUGUUCAUUAUGAUUUUUACUUUCUUUACUAAGAUUUUUAAUGCAGGUUGAGCAACGUGGUAGGUUUACACUGUAGCACUGACUGCUUCCUCCGACACGGUCCAUGAUCAGAGUUCAUCUGACUGAACCGACAGCCAGGCUCAGGAAAAGGAAACAUCACUGCUUCAUUAAGGAAGGAAGGAAGGAAGGAAGCAAGCAAGCAAGCAAGCCAGCCAGCCAGCCAGCCAGCCAGCCAGCCAGGUAGCCUAAAUGAAUGGACUCAGUAAAGUGCCUUAAAAAUAUGUUUGAGGUCUUUAGGUGCCACAUCAUGCAGCUGUUUAAACUGCAGUCAGUUGUGCGUAUUAGUUGUUUAGUUAGGACAACCGAGCGGUAUUUGUGGUUAGCUUGGAUAAAACCGUCUGCCUGAUGGAAGCUCUGACCACACCAGCGUUGAGAUGAAUGUGCAUACUGUGGAUUGACUUUUAAUGACACGUUAGCUGUAACUGGUUGGCUUUUUUAGCAGGUGAAUUGGUGUUCUUCUAUCAUGUUAGAGGUAAUGUUUCCACGCUUACUUCCACUGUCUUCCUGUCUGUUUGAUGCUGUACAGAAACUUAUAUUCAGAACUUUUAUUUUGUUUUCUAUAUUCAGUAAAGUUUUUUUUAAUGUUGGAAUUAAAAUUAUAUAUAUUAACCCUA
Scatophagus argus is the source of this 2093-nucleotide messenger RNA. RefSeq names its product deoxyribonuclease gamma-like. The record is from RefSeq and is a predicted model, not a curated record. The coding region runs from base 290 to 1237 and encodes 315 amino acids. Gene Ontology annotation, molecular function: DNA nuclease activity. The transcript is spliced from 11 exons. Lineage: Eukaryota; Metazoa; Chordata; Actinopteri; Scatophagidae. Gene Ontology annotation, cellular component: nucleus. Gene Ontology annotation, biological process: DNA catabolic process.